CGGCGUCACUCGAGCUGCUCGCCUUCUAGCCACGCCUUCUUGUUGAACCUAGGUAGAGUAACUGAUAUCGUUUCUAAAGCGAAGGACUGUAACAUUAUUUGCACGAAUUCAAAGACAUGGUCCUCGAGCCACAGUAAUGUGUGAAGACUGGACACCCCACUGCCCCCAGGCAUUAACCAGGCCUGCAUUACCGCCUACUAACCUCUUGUCUGAUGACUUUUAUUCAGUUUAGUUUUUUAGCUAUGAAUCCAAAAAUGAGAAGUAUGGAAGAGGAAGAAGUAACUAUAAAUAGUGUAAAUCUUAAGAGAAUAGUUGUGCUUCGCAGGUAGCUAUUUAUAAAAGCAGUAUCAACAUGUAUUAUUAGACAAACACAGAUCCACUAACACACUUACCAAAGUAUUUUCACUUUUGCUUCAGUGCACACUGAAACCAUUUUGAGGUAGUGAAAAAUUUGAUAAGAGAGAAAAAAGAAAAGUUGUAGGUAAAGCAGCCGAAAGUUCAGAAAGCUAGGCUGGCAGGGUUUAUUCAGAUAAUAGUGAUAUAAACUGGAGCUGUAUAAAGAUGGAUUACAGUGAAAGUACUCUUUGUGGAGUUGGAGAACUGGAGCUGGAUCCAGAUAUUGUGAGCGAGGAGGCGGGGAAACUGUACUCCGAACUACAGUCUGUGGUGGAGACGCAUGGUGCCGGUGUGGUGGAGUCCCUGCUGCCCAUUCUGGUGUGGGUACUGGAGGGGCUGGCGAGCUCCAGGGCUCAACUGAGAGAGAAAGAAGAGGAGGUGGUAAAGGAGAAAGAAGAGAGGGAGGAACUGCUGGAGAGAUAUCAGAGUGAGAAAGCACUGAGGAAGGAAAGCCAGGAGCGGUAUUUGGAGCUGGACGACCAUUGUGAGCAAGAGAGGAGGGCAAUGCGAGCACGAGAAAAGGAGAGAGAAAAGCGAGAGAGAGAUCUGGAGAAAAAAGCCAGAGAACAAGCUGACCAAUUGCUGGCUCUGGAUGAGCAGAAAGCAAAUCUUAACCGAGAAAUAAAUUCACUGAAAAACGCACAUAACAAGUUAGUACUGUCACAUCGAGAUUUGCUCGAAAAGAAAAAAGAAUGGGAGAGCGAAGCCAUCUUGUUCAGGAAUCAUGGACACAGCAGACACACGGAUGCUGUUUCUACUCCAUUUCAAACAGAGACCUCCAUUACUGAUGAGAAUGGAUCAAAAGAUGUAUCAGACGUAUCAGAAAUGACGGUGACCAAUGACAGCAAAGUUACAAAAGUUGAGGCUAACCAUGACACAGAUCAGUCAUUCAUCAGUGACAUCAUAAGCUCCACCCCUGAGCUGGCCCAAUUAAAGGGAUUUGUUGAAACAAGCUCUCCCAUUUGUUCCAAGACAGCGAGCUCUGAAUCAAGCUCCAGUUUGUUUGAGGAGAUUAAUAAGGUCCAGGUGGAGGAAAAAGAGGUAAACGAAGACCUGAAGGUGAAAGAUGAAGAAAAAACAGAAGAUGUGGAUGACGACACGGAAAGCUUAGACUGGGACUUGAGGAAUACCGACUCUGUGUUUUCCGAGUUAUCCGAACUCAGCCGGGAAUAUGUGGAAAGCGUGGAUCAGGGGGCCAGUGUCAGAGAUAGCACAGACCAGUUCGAGCAGAUUCUUUCUCAAUAUGAGGAACUGAAACGCACCCAUGAAAUGGUGGAUGCUGCUCGUAAGGCCCUUAUAUCCCGUGUUGAAGAGCUGACCAAUGAGAGAUCUGCCCUGAAUAUGGAACUUGCUUCCUGUGAAGAAACCAUCACCCGACUGGAAGGAAAAACCAAAGAGAUGGAGGAGGAAACCAAACGGCUACGAAAAGAACUAGAGACAGUCCAGUCUGAGGACCCUGAUGCAUCUCUGCCCACCUCCCUCCGUCGCUUCUCUCGUUCUGAAAUGGCUCGAGUCGUGAUGGAGAAGAAUCAGUACAAAGAGCGUCUCUUCGAAUUACAGGAAGCUGUACGGCGCUCUCAGGCCCUGAGAGUUAAUAAAGAAGAGCACAUCCCUGUUGAAGGAAAGGGGAGUGUCUGGAGCAGAUUUAAUCGUUUUCUGGGGCUGACAAAGGGUCCGAUCGCUCCAGUUACAGCUUUAACAUUAACUGCCACCACCACAGCAUCUUCUGCACAAACACCGGUGGGCUCUCCACAGCUAGGCUCCAUUAGACAGACCCAAACAGAGAGUUCUCCGUCUCCCAGAUUACGUAAGCGAGAGUUGUACAGAGAGAUCCGCUCUCACGUGUGGGAAACUCUGGGUAAAAAACAACUUCACGGCUGGAGCAUGCCUCUCGCUGUUUCAAACAUAAAGGACUGUGACCCUCCUCCUGAGCCCAAAGAUGUGCCUGUCCUCAUCCACCUGAGACUUCUGGAUCAGAGAGACGCUACAGCGAAGCUUACAUGUGCCGUCGCAGUCCCGCCAGACAUAUCAGGAGAACAGACGUGCUCCGUGUGGGCCAUCACUGGACCUGCUUCCAGAAGUGAUGUCACAGUGAUUGACCCGGCUCGCUCCAAUACCAUUCUGGAUCAGUUUAGCCUCCCACCCACCUCCCCUGCCUUAUGCAUCUGUGCUGUGCCCUCUAUUGGUGACACUGCGGGAACUGUGUGGAUUGGUACACAAGAUGGAGGAGUGCUGAUCCAUUCAGCAUCCAACUCACGACGAAUCUGUUUGCAGUCUGUGUGUCUUUCUGAGGGGGUGCACUCUUUAACGUACUCUCAGGGUGAGGUGGUUGCAGGAUUGGCCAAUGGGACUCUGGCAUUUUUCCCUCACAACUCAGGUAUCUGGAAUCUCCAGACACAGGAAGUGCUCUCGCUCGGUACACAGCCAUUGCAACCCGUUCGCUGUUGCCUCGCUAAGGAUGGGUGCCUUUGGGUGGGAUACUGGAAUAAAGUUUACAUGAUCAAUGUGAAAGAUCGGAAAAUAGAGAAAUCGUUCUCAGUUUCGGAGCGAAGCGAGCAGCAGGUGCGUUUCCUGUGCGCAGCAGGAAGUGGAGUUUGGGCUUCCUGUCGGCUGGAUGCCAUACUUAGGCUUUUCGAUUGGAUGACGGGUCGGCCAUUACAGGAAGUAGAUUUAUCGUUCAUGGUGACUAAAGCUUUAGGGUCUUCGUUCCUGUCUCUCUCUCCUCUUCAGAUCACAGCCUUAUCUGUGGUCAGUGGGCGACUGUGGGUGGGCACAGGAAGUGGUGCCAUUUUCUCAGUCCCUCUGUCAUUGAGUUCAGAGUCUUGCUCUAUACCUUACUGCUCUCUUGCUUCAGCUCAGUUGUGUUUUCAUGGCCAUCGUCAAGCAGUUAAAUUUAUUAUUUCGGCACCAGGCUGCCGCAUUUCCUCAAGUUCAACAGGUGGCGCUGUUACUACCUCUCAGCUCAUUCUCAGUGGCGGGGAAGGAUACAUAAACUUCAGAAUUGGAGAUGAUGGUAGUGAUGGUGUCAGCGAAAGUGUCCCACAGAGAUCUGAACGAAGUCACAUCAUUAUUUGGCAGAGCCCCACCCCCUCUGUCCCAAGCCCCGCCCUCUGAAAGCCUGAACUUGAACUUUGCCAGGAUGUGAAUGAGAACACUACAUGCAAUGUAUUACUUUUCAGAUAUCAUAUAGGUGCUUAUGAAUAAAAAUCAAGGACAUAUGACAGAGAAUUUACGUUGGCAGGUUUUAAGUGUUGCUAUUUUGGACCUACAGCAUCGAGCACUUUUUACUUGUUUUGCAGUGAACUUUCAGUUUGAAAGAUUUUUAAGUCUCUUGAACCUAACUGUGUUUUCAGAUCUUGGUGUGGUCUGGCCAGUGUUUUAUUUUAGUUUGUUGUAUUUUGUUGCACAGUCAUCCUAAAUACUGGAACAAAGAUGGAGGCAGUAGUGGUGCAGAGCUUGGGUCAAUCAUGUAUUAUUUGUUUUGUACUAUUUGUUUUCAUUUUUCAGUUCAGGGGUAUAUGGACAAAAAAGCAGCACAGCAGGCAGUAUUUUCACUACAAACAUCCGAUUUCAAAUUCUCUUGUGGUUUCUGUUGGUUGUAUUGCAGUCUGUUGAUUGCAUCAUGACAAGAAUCUGACCAAGACAGACACUACAUGCAUCAUGUGAUGGCCUGAAAACUGUGGUGCAUGUUCUUAUAAACAGAUUUAAAGACUGA
Paramisgurnus dabryanus is the source of this 4111-nucleotide messenger RNA. Its product is annotated as C-Jun-amino-terminal kinase-interacting protein 4. NCBI's taxonomy places the organism in Eukaryota, Metazoa, Chordata, Actinopteri, Cypriniformes, Cobitidae. Gene Ontology annotation, cellular component: cytoplasm. Gene Ontology annotation, molecular function: signaling receptor complex adaptor activity; MAP kinase scaffold activity; kinesin binding. The record is from RefSeq and is a predicted model, not a curated record. Gene Ontology annotation, biological process: vesicle-mediated transport.